UGCUGUCAGAGGGAAGAUUGCUGGCUGUGCUGCGUGGGGUUGGGCUGCUCGGCAGCCAGCUCCUCCCUCUCGCUAUUUAUUCCUUCCCCCCCCCCCCUACGCUGGAUUUGGAUCAUCUCAAGCUGAGCGGUGGCGGCUUCUUGGAUCGCUCAUACAUAAAUAUCUUCGAGACAAAGGAAGCAACUACCGACCCCAAGACCUCACCUCCAGCCAUGGCCAGGCUCCUCGCCACCUGCUGCCUGCUGGCCCUGCUGCUCGCUGCCUGCACCGACGUCGCCCUCUCCAAGAAGGGCAAAGGCAAACCCACCUGGGGCGCCGGGAGCCAUCGCCAGCCCAGCUACCCUCGCCAGCCCGGCUACCCCCAUAACCCAGGGUACCCCCACAACCCAGGGUACCCCCACAACCCUGGUUAUCCCCAUAACCCCGGCUACCCCCAUAACCCCGGCUACCCCCAAAACUACCCCCAUAACCCAGGUUACCCAGGAGUGGGACAAGGCUACUACCCACCCAGCGGAGGAAGCUACCACAACCAGAAGCCGUGGAAACCCCCCAAAACCAACUUCAAGCACGUGGCGGGGGCAGCGGCGGCAGGCGCUGUGGUGGGGGGCUUGGGGGGCUACGCCAUGGGGCGCGUUAUGUCGGGGAUGAGCUACCACUUCGAUAGCCCCGAUGAGUACAGGUGGUGGAACGAGAACUCGGCGCGUUAUCCCAACCGGGUUUACUACCGGGAUUACAGCAGCCCCGUGUCACAGGACGUCUUCGUCGCCGAUUGCUUUAACAUCACGGUGACUGAGUACAGCAUCGGCCCCGCCGCCAAGAAGAACACCUCCGAGGCCGUGCCGGCAGCAAACCAAACGGAGGUGGAGAUGGAGAACAAAGUGGUGACGAAGGUGAUCCGCGAGAUGUGCGUGCAGCAGUACCGCGAGUACCGCCUGGCCUCAGGCAUCCAGCUGCACCCUGCCGACACCUGGCUCGCCGUCCUCCUCCUCCUCGCCACCCUCUUCGCCAUGCACUGAUGGGACGCCGCGCCCCGGCCCCGUGGUGGUGAGAUGACAUCGUGCCCACCCAUGGGGUGUCCCUUGUCCUCGCUUUUGUGCAUCUUUGGUGGAGAUGUCCCCCCCGCUGCCUCCCCGCAGGCUCCGAUUUGGGCAACUGGGAGUGAAUUUUGUCCUGUCCUGGUCGUGGCAGGACGGCUGCCGGUGGUGGGGUGGGAUGCCCAAAAAAUGGCCUUCACCAAUUCCUCCUUCUCUUCCUUUUGGGGGCAGAGAUAUGGGCUCGCCCAGCCCUCAUUGUCCCUGCGAGAGCGUAUCUGAAAAUCCUCUUUGCUAAGGAGCAGGGUUUUACCUAAUCUGCUUAGCCCCAGUGACAGCAGAGCGCCUUUCCCGAGGGCACACCAACCCCAACCCCAGGUGCUUGGCACCCACACGUCCCAUGGAGGCUGAUGGGUUUUGGGGCAUCCCAAGCAACACCCUGGGCUACAGAGGUGUGAUUGUAGCUCUUUAAUCUGCCAAUCCCAACCCUACCGUGUACAUAGGAACCUGUCCGCUCCCCGUUUUGCAUGCUGCAAACAACUCCUGCAGCAGCACCGCAAAAAUAAAGUGAUUUUGGAAUAGUGAGGCUGAAGCCACAGCAGCCUGGGGCUGGGCUCAGUGUAUCAACCUGUGCUGCUUUGCUUCCAGCUGAGCCUUGCUGCCCUUUGUAGCUUGCCCAGAGGAAGGGAGCGCUGCUGAAUGCCCCAAAAAGUAACACUGAGCAAAAGCUGCUUUCAGUGUGUGAUAGGAAAUGAGUGCAUCUCGCACGGAUCGGCCAUGGGAGCAUCAUUUGCCAUCAGGCCCAUAACCCAAAGGAUGCUAAAAUGCAGCCAAAAGGGGGAUCAAGCACGCAGGGAGGGACUUAAAUCAGCUCAACUGGACUGAAAUGGCAAAAAAUCAUGAGUAGAACGAACGCCGAGGGGAUGCUGGAGAUCCACCCUUUGUGAGCAAAUUGUUCGAUGCAGCCAAUGGAACUAUUGCUUCUUGUGCUUCUGUUGCUGCUGAUGUGUAUAUAAGCUGUAGCAUAUGUAAAGUUUCACGUGUCGAGCUGCUCGCACUGCGUAGAGCUAAUAUAUAUCAUGUAUGUGGGCACUGAAUGCCACUGUUGGCGAUACCCAACCGUCCUAAGCGAUUUCCACGUCACUGUAACUUAAGCGGAGAUAUACUUUCAGGAUAUUCAGAAAAAAAAAAAAAAAAAAAAGAAAGAAAACUAUCAGGACUUUGAGGUGAUGUGUGCUUUGUGAGACACGACUGUUUUGUACAUUUGUAACGACGCAUGCACUACGUUUUACUUUCCAGUAUUUUUCUAUAUGUUUGACGUCUGGUGCAAAUUAAAACGGGUGAAGCGGAGGUGCAGGAGCCUCCUUCGUGCA
This is a messenger RNA of Numida meleagris (helmeted guineafowl), 2404 nucleotides long. RefSeq names its product prion protein (gene PRNP). The transcript has 3 exons. Gene Ontology annotation, biological process: protein homooligomerization. Bases 213 to 1016 code for a protein of 267 amino acids. NCBI's taxonomy places the organism in Eukaryota, Metazoa, Chordata, Aves, Galliformes, Numididae. Gene Ontology annotation, cellular component: membrane. The record is from RefSeq and is a predicted model, not a curated record.